Molecule: messenger RNA, 1521 nt
Organism: Camellia sinensis
Lineage: Eukaryota; Viridiplantae; Streptophyta; Magnoliopsida; Ericales; Theaceae
Source: RefSeq, a predicted model, not a curated record
AUGGGUUUUUUCAGACCUGGCAAUUCCCGGAAUCAAUACCUGGGAAUAUGGUACAAGAAAAUAUCUCUCAAGAGCAGGACUGUUGUAUGGGUUGCCAACAGAGAAAUCCCACUCAUCAAUUCGUCAGGUGUCUUAACGAUAAUCAACCCUGGAAUUCUCGCCCUCGUCAAUGGUACUGGCACUGUCAUUUGGUCUGUCAAUGUGACAGAAUCCACACAGAACCCUAUUGCGCAACUUAUGGACACGGGAAAUCUAGUUGUGAAAGAUGCCAAUGAUGAGUCCGAGAAUUUUCUGUGGCAAAGUUUUGAUUAUCCAUGUGAUACUCAAUUACCGGGCAUGAAGCUUGGAAAGAACUUUGAAACAGGCCUAGAGCGCCACAUCACCCCGUGGAGGAGCAGUGAUGAUCCAGCUCAAGGUGAUUAUAAAUACCAGCGUGAUCCUCAAGGAUACCCACAAAAUAUUCUGAGCUAUGGUUCUGUUGAGCUGUUCCGAACUGGGCCAUGGAAUGGUAUCGGAUUCAGUGGGACACCAAACGUCAAACCUAAUCCGUACUACACAUAUGGAUUGCAUAAGGAGGAGGCGUAUUAUCAUUAUGCACUCCUCAGCCCAGUUCUUUCAAGGUAUGAUGUGAGUUAUGAUGGACAUGUGCGGCGCUGGAUAUGGGUUGAUGAAAAGAAGGCAAGAUGGGAGAUUUACCUGAUUUUCCCAACAGAGUACUGUGAUACUUAUAAUCUGUGUGGUCCAAAUGGUAACUGUCAGAUUGGAAACUCACCGGCAUGUGGUUGUUUGAAUAACUUUGUGCCCAGGAACGAAACGGAAUGGAGAAAUGGAUAUUAUUCUAAUGGGUGUGUUCGGAGGACGCCGCUGGAUUGCCGUAACGGAGAUGAUUUUCUCAUGUAUUCGCGAUAUAAAAUGCCAGACACACGGAACUCCUGGUUUGAUACGAACAUGACCCUAGGGGAAUGCAAGAUGAGGUGCUUGAAAAUUUGUUCUUGUACGGCUUACACAAAUUUAGACAUAAGAGGAGAUGGAAGCGGCUGUUUGCUUUGGUUUAAUGAGUUGAUUGAUAUGAGAGAGUUUAGUGAAGAUGGGCCAGACAUUUACCUAAGGAUGGCUUCUUCUGGGUUGGGAAUUCGAAUGCACAACUCUGAACAAGGUUACACCGACAAAAGCCAAAAGGAAGAUCUAAAGUUACCAUUGUUCGACUUAGCUGUAAUAGCUAAUUCCACAAAUAACUUUUCAAUCAACAAUAAGAUUGGAGAGGGUGGAUUCGGAGCUGUUUACAAGGGUAUACAAGAAGGAGGACAAGAAAUAGCCGUGAAGCGGUUAUCAAAGAAUUCUAGCCAACGACUUGAUGAGUUCAAGAAUGAAGUUAUUUGUAUUAACAAACUGCAACACCGAAAUCUCGUGAAGCUUCUAGGAUGCUACAUUCAAGGAGAAGAAACAAUGUUGAUAUAUGAAUACAUGCCUAACAAAAGCUUGGACUAUUUUAUAUUUGGUUUGCUCUCUUCAAAACUAUAA